UUCGCUUCCAAUAGAUUCUUCGCAUAAAUGUUCCUUUGGAUUUACGUUCUCAGAUAGAGGUUUUGGAAGAACUGUGAAGUAUGUUUGAAGAUCAUAUUAAAUCCAAAAUCAUGGCAAAUAGUAUAACAUUUGAACAAUUUCUACAUCAUACAAACGCAGAGGAAAUAAUAGUUAGAAAAAUGAAAGAAGCUGGUCCAAGAAUUUACCAAAUUAAUUAUAAACGAAGGCUUAAACAUUGUAAAGUGCUGUACAAAAAAUUUUAUGAUGUUAAGUUGAGAGAUUCGGUUCUUGACUAUGGAUUAGUUUUGAAACCAAUGCCAAAUAGUUUCAAAUCUAAAUUUUUACAGUUUCCACUAAAAAAUAACAGCGAAGGUGAUAAUAUUAACAGUGAUACAACAGAAAAUAAUUCUGAAAAUAAAAUACCAAUCAAAUCACCUACCCUCGAAGAUAAAUACAAAAAUGACCUGCCUUCCACAAGUUCAGCAUUUUUCAAUAAGCCUCGUUUAGUUUUACCAUGUGAAAAAAACAAAACUCAAGAAAAAACUAAACUAAAACUUGAGACCAACACUCAAAAGAAUUGUUCAAAAAAAGAACACAAUUCUUUAAAAUUAGCUCCAAAAAGACGAAUAUCAUUAGAUAAAAAACCAAAAUCAUCAAAUAAAUCUCCAAAAAUAACAAAUUAUUUUCCUUCAGAUACAGAUGAAGACUUAAAUGGAAAACAAAAUUUAAUAUUAAGGAAAAGCAUACCUAAGACACCAAAUGAGAACAUCGAAAUUGAUCAGCCAAAAACAAAAAUAUUGAAAAUGUCUCCUAUAAAGAAAAUUGGAACACAGGAUGUGCCACAGUUCAUUAAUAGUAGUAUUGGAUCCAAAAGUUCCAAAGACGAAACAAAUCAAAACAAAACGAAAAGAGAUUAUAGAAGUUUUGGGCAUGAAAACAGCCUAAAGAAGAAAUCAAAGACCAAUAAUAGAUUGAGACUAUAUUCAGAUGAUUUUGUUUCGGAUGAUUGUGAUAUAAAUACAAACAAUUCUAUAGUGAAUUUGACAAUUGAGGAUAGUAAAGAACAGCCUUAUUCUAGUAAGCUAAUUGAAAAUAAUUCUUCACCCUCAAAAUCAGCACUUCCAAAACGAAUAAGAACUGAAGACUAUGGAAAAGUAUUAAAUAAUUUAUCAAAGGAGUUAUUAAAGGAAAUAAGCCCCGAAAGACCCAAAAAUGGUUUCUCGAAUAAUGAAAUUGAAUUGUGGAUAAAGGAUGGCCAGAAAGCCUUGGAAGAAAAGGAAGACAACAACAUAAGCUGCCUUAAAGGCGAUCGUACCUUAAUGGAGGAUGUAUUUCUUGAGCGUAAACUACAAACAAUAAAAACGAAGCCAGACAAGGUUAAAAAAUACAUCAAGUACUGGCUGAAUUUUAAAACACAAAUGAAAAAGAGAUUAAAUAUGGAGGCAACUAUUGUGAGUGAAACAUCAAAGGCAAGAAUACUUUUUGAAUUUGGUCAAAUGACAUACGAAGAUUUCAAAAAUGUAAUUAAUAUUCAAAAACAUAUAUCACGUUGGACAUCAUUAGGAAGAUCAAUGACGGAAUUAGAAGAGAAUUUAAAAAAUCAGUAUAUGGCAUUUAUAAAAAAAGAAAAAUCCUGGCCUAAAGUUCAUAUUGAAUUAGCAAGACUUCAAUCACAUCUCCAUUCAAAAGGAAUUAAGGGAACAAUUCCAUUAAAAAGUAUUCCACCGAGAAUUAUAUCUUUUGACGAAGUUCUAGAAAAAACAAAUAUAAAAGAGAGUAUAAGUUUAAAUUCUGACCGACCACCUGAAUCUUAUAAGGAACUGUUGAAUCUAUGUAAAAAGGAAUAUGAAAAAUGUUGUUGCAAAGGAAUAUGGACCGAAGGAUUGAAAUUUGUUGAUAAAAAUGAGGAGGCUGGAAGUAGCCAGGAAAUGUCCAUAGAAUUGUUCACUGAACCUUCUAUGUCAAUGUCAAAUGAUUUACUAUGUUUGCAAAUUUUGGAUGGUAGCGGCUGUAAUAAUAAUGUGACAAGACAAAUUUCAAGCAACAAACAAUGUGAACUGGAACAACUUUCUAAAGGCUCGACAAAAGUGCAUCGAGCUAAGCCGAAGAAGCCUUCUAGAUGUGGCCCGAAAUCUCGAAGGAAGCAGUCAUCCAAAAGUGAUGAAGACGACUUAGAAAUGCAAGUUAGUCAUGUUUUUGGUGGUGAUGAGAAACAUUCGCCAAAGCUUACAAGUCAACUCCUCAAACCAAUGAACACUCAGGAACUAAAUCAAAUAUUGACACACAUUCCAACACAGCUAUCUAAUGAUUAUAAAAAAGAUGUGUCACAUUCUGAGGGAACAAUAAGGGGAGAUAUUGCCAAUUGCGUCGAUUCUGUUGCAAAACAGCCGAUAAUAACACAUAAACAAGCUUCAAAUGUAAAAUUUCAAUCUCUUGAAGUGAAUAAGGUCUUAACUCCUUCACCGAACAUUUUGGAAAGCAGCGAUGAAACGAAUAUAAAAUGUUCUAGCGUUAAAAUGAUUAGUGAAACUAAUGAAGCAUUAAAUACCAUACCGAGUAAAAAUUUGGAAUCUUCUGUGUCUAAUAAUAAUAAAAUUGAAAAUAUGGAUAACCUAAUACCACUAUCGCCCAAUAUUUUCCAUUCAAGCGAAAAAAAUCAAUCGCAAUGUUUAGACUCUAAUUCGACACAAGUUCAAAUUCAUGAGUCUGUUUAUGUGCCUUGUGAAUCAAAUAAUGAUUUCCAUACAGAACAGUAUAAUUACUCCAUUAACAUAAAUGAAGCUACUCAAAGUAAAGAUCCUUUUGGCGAAACUGUUGCAAGUGAAGAUGAAACAGAUAUCAUAAUAUUGGAUGUAAGUUUUUCAUCUGAAAAAAGUGAAAUAAUAAUGAAAAAUAGUACAAAUUCAAGAGAAGCAAAAGUACCGGAACAAGCUCAUAAUGAUGAACUAGAUACUUCUGAGAAAUCAAUAUCGCUAGUUAACGAUUUUGAUUCCGAUGAAUUAGUGGGAAAAACGACGCAAAAUAUUGUAGAUUCAGAAGAAACAAUUGUGCUUAAAAACCUUUUAUUAUCAUGCCAAACUGAUUCAAACCAUUCAAAGGAUACAUUACCUACGGAAAAGUUAUUAUUGUCGGGUGAAAUUGUUUUAGCAGGCAAUCUAGAAACAUCCGAUAGUCAAGUUGCUCAUAAUAAUGAACUAAAUGUUUCAAAACAAUCAUUAUUAGGUGCUGAAAGUUUGGGUUCUAACAAAGUGUCAGAAAAAACGACUACAAAUACUUCGAACAUAGAAACCGCUAUAUUACCUAUAUUACCUAAUAAUAAUAGAACAAAAAAAUCAGCACCAUUAUCGAUGCCAGCUUCCCACAGUGACACAGUACAUUCAUUAAAGAAAACUGUUUUCGAUGAGAAAAUUCAAAUUUCAGUUUCAAAAGCCCAAUCAAUUGACCCAUUAAUAGAUGUCUGUGAUGUUGCACCAAACUUAUCUGAAACUAAUCAAGGUGAAAAUGUACAAUCAAUGCAAUCAGAUCGAAAUACUAGCAGUCAGUCGGUGUAUUUCCACCAAUCGGUUGCAAAUCAAGAAGACUUUAACCAAAAUGGAAACAAAACAAACAAUUCAAAAAGCAAAGUGGAGAACAUAGAAAGUGACUUGAAUUCAACAGUUUCAGGUGAUCCCAGGAGAAACGUCAAAAUUGUUGUCAAGCGAGAAAGCUUCUCUGAGCAAUUCAGCGAAUAUUGUGAUGAUGUUGAAAUCGUUGAAAUGCCCAAAUCAGAAGCAAUGGUUAUUGAUGAUGAGGAAACAGCACCAGAGCUAUUAGAAGCGCUUUUGUGUAAUUCUUCUAAUAAUGAAUCUUUUCCAAUGACAACUGUGCAUACAACCAUAUCUCAUGCAACAUCUUCCAUAUAUUUGGAAAGUUUUGCGCAGGCACAACAAUUUCCGUCGAAUUUUGAUUUAACACAAAGCCAAUCGGAUUUAAAUCAACUCAGCAAUCAGUCAACAAAUGUACCUUCUCGAAAAGUAAGUAAAAAGUAUCCUGGGAUAACAAUACAAAGUUCAGAUUGCAACUCUUCUAAUUGUCAAGUAAUCCAGACACCACAUGACAAGACAACAUAUCUAAUCGGGUCUGUUUUGGCGGACACAGCUCAAAGCAUGAAUUGCAAAAAACAAUAUGAUCAUAAACAAAGUCAUUUUAUCAAUAAGUCCGUUUCUAACAUGUGUAAAGAUGAUAUGCUGUUGUCAGAAACGAGCUUUGUUUCAAUAGCACCACAAAAUAUUCCAUCAGAUAUUGAAUUUUCGCAAAUCAGUUGUAAUAAAUUUCCAAAUCAAAAGCAAAAGGAACACUCCCAAGUGUUAGAAGAAAGUUCUAAGCAUGCGGAAAAAGCUAACAAACAUUCUUUUGUGGGUAAUACUCCAGCAAAUAGUGCACUUCUGGUGGGUCAUACACGCGAAAGUGGGAGUGAAACUAAUAAAAGAUGUGCGAAUUUAGAGCAACAAGAACUUAAUGACCAAAAUAAUAUACCCGACAAAUGUUUAAAACGCAACAUGCCGCAAGGAUUAUCUCCAUCAAAGAUCAAUGUUGAGGAAAAAUCAAAACCUCAACACGAUUACACAGGCAUUAAUGAGCAAGAUGGAGAACAACCCGAUGGUACCUUAGCAGAGGAUUCUUUGAGUAAAUCAAGUGAUGUUGAACUUCUGGAAGAAAGUACAGAUGAAGAAGUUGAAUUACCUCUUGUAGCUGAGAUGACUACCGAGGAUGUUACUAACAAUCAAAACAAUAAGAUGAAUCAAACCGGUGAUCCCUCUAACAAUACUGCGCGAGAACAAGUUGAAGCCUCUCAAAGUAGUGAAUUAAUUAGAUUGAAUGAAUGCGAAGCUUUAAGCCUGGACAUUCUAAAAAAGCCGAAUUUAUCUUCUAAUACAACUGCGAAUACUACCGUUGUCAAUAACAAUAAUUCUGUCAAUAUUGAAUCUGUUCUUGAAAACAUUAAUUUAGAAAUAUCACUUGAAAAUAGCUCAGAAAGUCCAGACAUUCAAUGCAAUCAAAAUCAACUAAAUGUUAAUGUAAGAUCUAUUGAAAAAACAGAUUUUGUAACAAAAAGAAAAAUUUCAAAGCAUAUUGAGUCUAUUAACAAAGUUUUAAGUGACAAAGAGACAACUUUAAAUGAUAUAUCGCCAAGAAGUUCUGUAAUCCAAACAAAUAUUCAAUCAAAUUCACACGAUAUUGAGAAAAAUAUCAACUUAAGCUCGAACCCACGCAUCGACUUAGAUGAGGGUAACACACAAAUAUCUACAAAUAUCAAUAUUAGUGACGAAAAUGUAACCACUUAUGUUCCCGAUUCUAAAUCCCUUGAAACAAAUACAUGCAGCGUAACUCAACGUUCAAAAAAAUUGCAAGAAGCUGUAGAACAGGUACUGAAAAUUAAGAAGAACGUUAAUACCAAUAAGCGCUGCAGAACACUUUCCGAGCAAUUACAACCGGUCAACAUUUUCACAAUGACUUCUAGUUUUUCGCAGCCCUCCGAAGUUUAUCAUUCUGACUUUUCUAAACAAACUUCUAAUGUUGGCGAAGUGUGUUUAAAUUCCCUCAAGUCAAAAUCACAACGAUUAUCGGAAAAACAAACAAACGAAACAAAAGAAAAUAAUACAAAUAAAGCUGAACCUACAAUAAUUUCAAAAUCCAAAACAAUUACUUUGAAGGGAUUCAUUCCCUUUGGCGCCAUUCAAAAUAUACAAGCCACCAAUGAAGAUUACGUUGAAGUACCAAAGAUGAUGGUAGAAAAACAAUUUCUUAGUAUUGUUUCGUCCGUUUGUAAAAACACUGACCUAACUACAAAUAAUUCACUCCAAGAUAGGUUUUCGCUAAAAAUAAAUGUAGAUCUCACAAUACCUGAGCAUAUAGAAAGUUCCGUUGCAAUGCUUCAAGAAGAACUGACAAAAUCAACUAAACCUUUAAUGGCAGCAGAAGAACUGAUUGUUCAAGAUAGUUCUUUACAUGAUAAACACUCAAAUAAACUUCUUAAGGAGAAGGGGGAUAAGACAAAGUUAAAAAUUCCUUCGAUUUUAAAAAAGAAUACAGCACAUAAGAAAUACUCAAAGCCUUCCGAUUUUGUUCAGCAAAAAACACAUGCUUUUUCUUCGAUUCCUUUGAAACCAUGUAAUAAGGCAAUUAUAAGCAAACCCCAUAGCCUUUUGAGCAUUGAGGAAUGUGAUUACCUUAUUGAAGAUGCCUCCCAGCAAACUGCCACAGCAACUGUAUCUCAAAUACUUGGCACUGACUGUACUUACUUCGAAAACUCCGAACUACUAAGAAAUCUGGAUAACGCUUGUAUCACUCAUCAUCUUGAUUUACUUGAACAGCAAAUUGAGCAACCUUCUCCACAGGUUCCAACACCAACACUUACACAAACACCACCGCCAGCCACAAGCAAGGUAAUCAAUUUAGCACCAAUAACUUUGUCUGAAGGAGUUACGGCUCGGAAAGUCUGGCAAGUGAAUCUCCAGUGGAAAAGCCAAUAUGAAAUGGCAAUUGAAGUAAGAUUUAGCGUCAAUAAACGCUCAAUGACCGCAUGUGAUGAAUCAGCCAAGCAGAUAUUCAAUUUUCCACAAGAAAUAUGGUCUGAUAUACAUAGAAUUUUAAGAGAAAUCGACCGCUUUGAAUAUAAGCGCAGAACUUUAAAAAAUAAAAAAAAAUCUACUUCAUUGCAUAAAAUACUGGGACAACUUUUUAGCUCAUCAACUCAGGUAGUUGAUGUUAAGAUUAUUAAUGAUUGUUAUAAUCCUUUUACAAUUUGUGAGAAAACUAUUCCUGUAUAUAGAAAACCUUUUCAAUGUCUAAUGAAAGGAAUUAAUCAAAAUAUAUUAACUAAAAUGAACUUCCUCAAAGAGGAUCUUCGAGAAAAAAAAACCAUGUCGUGAAAUAAACUUAUCCGGGCCGAAUAAACCUUUCAUAAUGCAUUUUUUGAAUGUAUUUGCUGUUUUGGAGACCUGACUUUAAUAAUAUUUUAAUUUCUAAUUUAUAUUGUAAAUUGAAUGUACACAUUAUUUUAAAACUUGUUAACUGUUAUACAAAAAAUAAAUUGUUUUUUAUUUAAAUU
Eupeodes corollae is the source of this 7090-nucleotide messenger RNA. RefSeq lists its product as uncharacterized. The transcript is spliced from 9 exons. Lineage: Eukaryota; Metazoa; Arthropoda; Insecta; Diptera; Syrphidae. Bases 81 to 6911 code for a protein of 2276 amino acids. The record is from RefSeq and is a predicted model, not a curated record.